Molecule: messenger RNA, 2363 nt
Organism: Daphnia carinata
Lineage: Eukaryota; Metazoa; Arthropoda; Branchiopoda; Diplostraca; Daphniidae
Product: zinc finger protein GLI2-like
Exons: 6
Coding region: 109-1518 (469 amino acids)
Biological process (GO): regulation of transcription by RNA polymerase II
Cellular component (GO): nucleus
Molecular function (GO): RNA polymerase II cis-regulatory region sequence-specific DNA binding; DNA-binding transcription factor activity, RNA polymerase II-specific
Source: RefSeq, a predicted model, not a curated record
AGACCGGCUCAUUUUCUAGCCAAUAGGACGAAGCUUCCAGCUUCGGAGGCAUACAACAGUGUUCCAGUACUAUCCUCACACAGCUAAUACUUCUAGGGGAAAACAAAAAUGUUUCCCGAAAUCAUCAGCCCUUCGACAGAAGAUCCUACACAUUUCGGUGUUUGUUUUGACGGUCUAACAGAGACAUCGUCACAACCGGUGAAAUUACCUCCGUUGAAUCUCUACUGGCCACCUCAAGAACAGAUGAUAGUUAACCGUCCGAUCGAAGACCCUCUGUGCAGCAUGUUAGACGAUGUCUUCAUGGACAAUUAUUGCGCCGAUUUGGGUCCCUCACAGUUUAUCGAUCAGGAAUUGAAAGAAGAAAAUUUGAUGGUUGAUUUAACCAGUCCACUUCACGAUCAGCACGAUUCUAGCGGGUUCUAUUCUGCUGGAUUCGGAAGCAGUUAUAGCGGAAGCGAUUGGAUCAUCAAUUCACCGGCAACAUCGAGCGUGAGCACGUGCGGAGAUGCCGACAGUAUGACCCAAUCGCCGUUCAUGACGUCACCUUCGCAAUAUCAUCAAACGUUUCAAUUCCCCCCUGUUCAUACGACGGACAACGAAGACUGGCCCGGACAAAUGGCUGCCGAUGAUGAAGAAGAAGAAGAAGAAAAUGUUAACGACGAAAUCACUGUGCUCCAUUGUCGUUGGGUCGAUUGUAAAGGUUGUUAUCAAACGCAAGAAGAACUCGUCCAGCACAUUGAACGGAGUCACGUCGAUCAGCGUCGAGCCGAAGAUUUCACUUGUUUCUGGGCCGGCUGUCCACGUCGUCAUCGUCCGUUCAACGCUCGUUACAAGCUGUUGAUUCACAUGCGCGUUCAUUCUGGAGAGAAACCUAAUCGCUGCACGUAUAAUGGAUGUUUAAAGGCUUUCUCGAGAUUAGAGAAUUUGAAAAUUCAUCUGAGAUCACACACGGGUGAGAAACCUUACCUGUGCCAAUAUCCGACAUGUCGCAAAACUUUUUCUAAUAGCUCCGAUCGUGCCAAACAUCAACGCACUCACAUCGACACGAAACCGUACGCUUGCCAAAUGCCGGGCUGUUUGAAACGCUACACGGACCCCAGCUCGUUGCGGAAGCACGUCAAGAAUCACGUGACCAAGCAAUUGGAUCAUACCGUCAGCCAGCCGCGUAACAUAAGCAAUCCUAACGUCAGCCAAGAUGUUGACAAGCCAUCCCGUCGUGAUUCCCGUCACGGAUCGACUUCAUCUUCAAUCAGCGGUUACGAAGAGUCUCCGAUCGAUUGGGAACGUGGUGUUUUUGCACCAUCAGCUCGCAAUGAAAGCCAUUAUUAUGCCGGAGAUGAAGCGUUGAGCUCUUCGGCCAGUUCGGAUGAAUCUUCAGCCCAGCUGUUGGAUGAAGGAAGUCUCCUCUUCUCCGAGAUGAACCGCUUCGUUCAUGACGAAAAUGGUGGUUGGCUGUUCCCGGCCAUUGGCGAUGAUGUGGAGCGCCUGUGUGGUCUACCAUCGUCCUGCUUUGUUUAGACAACUGCCCGGCUCUUUCUUCACUUGGUUGCCUUGUGUUUAUACGAUGAUGCUCGGGCUUGGAAACUUCUUUUUUUUUGUUUUUCUUGUCGGUCUUAAUUUCCAUCGCAAUAUUUGGGUCUUUCAUUAUCUGAUUUCCAUUCGUAUUCAAUGACCACAGCGCCUGCUAAUGGUACAAUUUGAAUAUCUCGAUUGAAUGCGUCUUGAUUCUCUCCCGCAUAAAAUCAGCUGCAAUAUGAUCUUGUUUUGUACAGUGUGUGUGCAAUGAUGAACGGAAUCUUUAUUUUGUUCUUUUUUUUUCCAAUUUGAGAAAAAAAAAAUUUACUUGACCAGAUCUCAUACCGAGUCUUUCGCGUUGUGGCGACAAGCCUCGCGUUCGUCGAGCUACUCCAGUGAUUCUCGUAUCAUGUUUGCAAAUCGUUUUGUUAACUGUUUUAGCGCCAAAGUCGAACCCGAUCCUUCUAUUUUUUUGCGAUAUGUAUUUCCCAUUUUCUAAAAAAAUGUGUUUGUACGUUUGGUGUAUUGAUGGGUGUGCCACCAAUACGUAAAAACGUGCCAAUUCACACUGGUAGGUCCAUUCCUAUCUGAAAUAUCGUGUGACAUUCGCGGCCUUACUUGUGUCUUUCAUUACAACUCAGCAACGCUCUCUACAAAUCGAUGAUACGUUCUCGAUUGGGAGGGCUUUAAAAUAAAAUUCGUUUAGUAUUACAGCUAUGUUUUUCCUGGAUUUUGAAGUACUAUUGUUGCUCAAAUGGUGCUUUCACUCCCGAUUUUCUACCGUUAUUGUUUCUUAUGUGCCCGUGUGUGUGUUGUGUAUGCAAUACAAGUUCCGGUUCAUUUUUCUA